This is a messenger RNA of Sporisorium graminicola, 885 nucleotides long. RefSeq lists its product as uncharacterized. Gene Ontology annotation, molecular function: NADH dehydrogenase (ubiquinone) activity. Lineage: Eukaryota; Fungi; Basidiomycota; Ustilaginomycetes; Ustilaginales; Ustilaginaceae. The record is from RefSeq and is a predicted model, not a curated record. The transcript is spliced from 2 exons. The coding region runs from base 1 to 885 and encodes 294 amino acids.
AUGUCGGCUCGAUCCCUCGCAUCCAGCACGCUCCUCCGAGCCGUUUCGGCCAAAAAUGCUACAUCGUCCGGCUUGAGGGUUGCUUCAGCGGCUCCCGUCAGCCUGCGCACCUUCUCGUCGUCGAUUCCCAAGUCUUCGGCUCGGCCUACAGUCCAGGGAGAUGGAAAAGGUGACCGUGUCAACCCAAUUAGCCCGUUCUCUGAGCCGGCAGGCUCGAACCCAGUAGACAAGUACACCGAGUUCGCAGGUCCGCUGCACGACUUUGGCAGCUACAUUACUUCUUGUCUUCCCCGCUUCAUCCAACAGUUUAGCGUAGUCAAGGACGAAUUGACAUUGUACGUUGCGCCCGAUGCCGUGAUCCCCACGCUCACCUUCCUGCGCGACCACACCCAGACCCAGUUCCGAGCAUGCAUGGACAUCAGCGGCGCCGACUACCCCACGCGCUCGCAACGCUUCGAAGUCGUUUACCACCUACUCUCGGUCCAAUACAAUGCGCGCAUCCGCGUCAAGACGUACGCCGACGAGGUGCACCCCGUGCCGUCGGCCACCGCCGUCUUCCGCGCCGCCGACUGGUACGAGCGCGAAAUCUGGGACAUGUACGGCGUAUUCUUCCUCGGCCACCCGGACUUGCGCAGGAUCCUGACCGACUACGGCUUCGAGGGCCACCCCUUGCGCAAGGACUUCCCGCUCACCGGCUACACCGAGGUGCGCUACGACGAGGAGAAGAAGCGCGUCGUCAGCGAGCCGCUGCAGCUGACUCAGGCCUUCCGAAACUUCGAGGCAAACAGCCCUUGGGAACAGGUCGGCGAGGGCCAGAGCUACAAGCCCAACGCGUUCAAGCUCACCCCGCCCAAGCCAAAGGAGGAGCCCAAGGACAAGAAGUAG